Messenger RNA from Hemisphaericaspora subhashii, 1935 nucleotides. Its product is annotated as mitochondrial 2-oxodicarboxylate carrier. Gene Ontology annotation, biological process: transcription preinitiation complex assembly; DNA-templated transcription initiation. Gene Ontology annotation, molecular function: TBP-class protein binding. Lineage: Eukaryota; Fungi; Ascomycota; Pichiomycetes; Serinales; Debaryomycetaceae. Bases 1 to 1935 code for a protein of 644 amino acids. The record is from RefSeq and is a predicted model, not a curated record. The transcript has 2 exons.
AUGUCUGAUCCAAAACCAUUACCAUUUAUUUAUCAGUUUAUGUCUGGUGCCAUUGCUGGUGUUUCUGAAAUUCUUGUUAUGUACCCAUUAGAUGUGGUUAAAACUAGACAACAAUUAGAUUCUACUAACAUGUACAAAGGUACUCUCAAUUGUAUACAGAAAAUUAUUAAGGAAGAAGGAUUCUCUCGUUUAUAUAAGGGUAUUUCUGCUCCAAUUUUAAUGGAAGCUCCAAAGAGAGCUACCAAAUUCGCUGCUAAUGAUGAAUGGGGUAAAUUCUAUAAAAAUUUAUUUGGUGUUCAUAAAAUGACUCAACCAUUGGCUGUUUUAACUGGUGCAACUGCCGGUGCUACCGAAUCUUUUGUUGUUGUUCCUUUCGAAUUAGUUAAGAUUAGAUUACAAGAUAAAACCACCACUUUCAAAGGUCCAGGUGAAGUUGUUAAACAUAUUAUCAAAGAAAAUGGUAUCUUAGGUUUAUAUAAAGGUAUGGAAUCUACUGCUUGGAGACAUAUUUGGUGGAAUGCAGGUUAUUUCGGUUGUAUUCAUCAAGUUAGAUCAUUAAUGCCAAAGCCAAAAGAUGGUAAGGAAAAGAUUUUAAUCGAUUUAACUUGUGGUACUAUUGGUGGUACUUUUGGUACUAUUUUAAAUACUCCAUUUGAUGUUGUCAAAUCUAGAAUUCAAGCUGGUUCUACCAGAUAUAGAUGGACUUAUCCUUCCAUUGUUUUAGUUGCCAAGGAAGAAGGUUUUAGUGCAUUAUAUAAGGGUUUCCUUCCAAAGGUUUUGAGAUUAGGUCCAGGUGGUGGUAUUUUAUUAGUCGUUUUCACUGCUUCUAAAGAGUUAAUUAAUAUCCACGAAGAAAUAAUUGCCAUGUCGUAUAGGGGGUAUAUGUCCGCAUCAGCACCUGCACCAUCACCAGCCUCCUCGGCCACAGCUAACGGUUACACAGGUCCCAACUUAAAUGUAACCUUACUUUGUCCAGAAUGCAAACAAUUCCCCCCUGAUUUAAUAGAAAGAUUCAGUGAAGGAGAUAUAAUAUGUGGAAAUUGUGGACUUGUACUCAGUGACAGAAUAGUGGACACCCGAUCAGAAUGGCGUACAUUCAGUAAUGAUGAUCAAAAUGGAGAUGAUCCUAGUCGUGUAGGGGAUGCUGGAAAUCCCCUUUUGGAUCAAGAAGAUUUAUCAACCAUGAUUUCAUACGUUCCGUCAAAUACUAAAGCUGGUCGAGAUUUAACUAGAACACAACUGAAAUCGUUGGUGGAUAAGAAGAAUAAUGCAUUGACUUCGGCAUAUAUCAAAAUUGGAGAAUUGUGUAAUGUUUAUCAAUUACCGAAAACUGUUGUAGAUGCUGCAAAACAUUUAUAUAAAGCCGUGAGAGAUGAUAAACUACUCAGAGGUAAGACUCAAGAUGCAGUAAUGGCAGCGGUUAUAUUAUUGGGAUGUAGAAGAGCAGAUGUACCCCGGACAUUGGAAGAAAUUAGAGCAUUAACAAAUGUUCCUUCUAAACAAAUUGCAAAAGUGGCAAGAUUAAUUAAAAAGAUUAUUCAUUCGCAUUUAGUAGCAAAUCCACAAUCAUCAAUCGUAGAGGAAACUACCAGUUUAACUACCCAUUCUGCAGAAGAUUUGAUCCGAAGAUUCUGUUCUCAUUUAGGAUUGGAUCCACAAGUGACAAAUGCGGCUGAACAUAUUGCGAGAAAAUGUCAAGAGCAUGGGAUUUUGGCAGGAAGAUCUCCUACAACUACUUCGAGUACAGCAAUCUUUUUGGCUGCCAAAGCAUUUGGAGUAGAUAUUACUCAGCAGAAGAUCAGAGACAAGACUGGGGUUAGUAUUGGUACAAUCAAGAAUUCAUAUAAGGUGAUGUUUGAGAAUAAGGAAAAAUUAAUCGAUCCAUAUUGGAUUGAAUCAGGAAAAGUUAAAUGGGAGAAUUUGCCCAAGAGUUAG